This is a messenger RNA of Meira miltonrushii, 380 nucleotides long. RefSeq lists its product as uncharacterized. The record is from RefSeq and is a predicted model, not a curated record. The coding region runs from base 64 to 288 and encodes 74 amino acids. NCBI's taxonomy places the organism in Eukaryota, Fungi, Basidiomycota, Exobasidiomycetes, Exobasidiales, Brachybasidiaceae. The transcript has a single exon.
UGAAUAAAUAAAUUUCGAAAUACCAUCAUUUCAUCAAAAUUAUCAAAUUGCAAUUUCGGUAAAAUGCCUGUAGGUAAAUUUUAUCUUACUAUCUUAACGAUGAUGGCUUUCAUGGUCUUAUCAGUAGCAAGCAGGGGGGCAACUGUUGGUGACGUCCCGCAAGAGCGAGAUUUAAGUACGAAUGGGCCUACGAGAACAGCCAAAUGGAUGUCAAGGUCCCAACCUGUCCAGCCCCGUGCUCCGAAAGAUAGUCCCGGUUACUCUACGCCUCAAGAUGGACCACCAUAGUCAGACUAUGGUUGAUAUGCAUCAAGUAUGGCAAGCUCCAUCAUUGUUUAAAUUCAUACUUUUCGAAUAGCUUGUGCUUUUUGACACUGUAC